AUGUCCGCUGAAACAACUACCAACGCCCCUUCCUCUUCCACCCCCGAUACCGACAAUGAAUGUCCCAUCUGCCAGGAGACAUUCAAAGACCCCAUCACAACCGACCCUUGCAAACACACCUAUUGCAAGCGAUGCCUCAGGCAAUGGCUGGAAGUUACGGUAAACGGACGAAUUCGCACUUGCCCUCUCUGCCGCGGCUCCGUCGAAGGCUUCAAGGAAGGCGCGAAACACUAUCGCGCUUCCAAUUACACCAAGGAAAGCCUCGAAUACCUAGCGGAGCAACAUCACGUGAUGACCGAGCGAAUUCAGAGAACCAUUGACCACCACCGCGAGAUCCUAUUGGCCAGAGCUGCCGAACGAGCCGCAGCUUCGGGAGUCGUGGUAGAGCCGAUGGAUACAGAUGAAGACGAGGAUACGGAUACGGAUAUGGAUGAGGAUGACAGCACCACCGACGAGGAAAGUGAGGAAUCCGACGAGAGCGAGGACGAAAGCGAGAGCGAGAGUGAGAGCGAUGAGGAAUAG
This is a messenger RNA of Glarea lozoyensis ATCC 20868, 522 nucleotides long. RefSeq names its product RING/U-box. NCBI's taxonomy places the organism in Eukaryota, Fungi, Ascomycota, Leotiomycetes, Helotiales, Helotiaceae. Bases 1 to 522 code for a protein of 173 amino acids. Gene Ontology annotation, molecular function: metal ion binding. The record is from RefSeq and is a predicted model, not a curated record. The transcript has a single exon.